AUGGAUCCCGAACUGCUGAUCAACUCGCCAGAGUCAGAUGAAGACCUCUUAGAAAUCGGCUACCCGCCAUCCGCGGUUCAGCAGUCGGAUCUAGAGUUCGCCCUAGCUUUUUCCCUUUACCGCGACGUCAUCUGCUCAGUCUAUCCCACACGCAGAACUGAUUUAGACGAGUACCUCCUCAUAGAGCUCGACAUGGCCUUACGCUUCGGAGGCGCAGGUUUUUACACCUACCACGUCCACUUCGCUAGCCAAGCCGCCGGCCGCAUCAAGCAGUUCAACCAGGGAACAUACUGGGGCGCUCUGGACUCCGAGCUUUACUGCCGCAUCUUUACAGCACGCGCAUCCCUCUCUUGCCAAUUAUGCGGAGCCCCCUCCCACCCGGCCUCAGCAUGCUCAGUCAGCGCCCCACCACCCGAGCCACCCCGCUCACUCCCCUUUCCAUCAAGAGGCAACGCCUCAACCUUCAACCGCCUAUCACCUGCCGCACCCCCACCUCCCAUCAUCCCUAGGCCCGCAAACAAACGUUCAUCAGCCAACGCCCCCGUUUCAAAGGGCGUCGACAGACGCGGAAGGCCAAUCCUCUACCAGGGAAGCAGGAUGCGCUCAUGCCAGGAGCACCUGCCCUCACAACCCAACUACACCAGCAGAUUGACUAGCACGGCACCUCAGCACACCCGUCAAGGCAUAGCAAUACUGCCUGACACAUCUCACAUCUGCCACAACCUUCAGUCCGCUUUAACAGAACCUCACACUGUCGACACCUUACUGGCCAAAGAAGUCAAAGAAGGAUUCAUGAUAGGCCCAUUCGAUAGUCCCCCCUUUCUAGUGUUCCGCAUCAGUCCAAUAGGCAUAGCUACUCGGAAAUACUCCGGGAAAAAGAGGCUCAUAAUAGACCUGUCUUCUCCACACGGCUCAGCCAUCCCGAGCAUUAACAGCGUCAUUCCAAGCCCAGACUUUUCGAUGCAAUACGCAAACAUCGACCACGCCAUCACCCUCAUCCGCUCAGCAGGCCGCGGAGCAUGGCUCUCUAAGGCAGACAUUACCAGUGCAUUCAAGAUCUUGCCUAUUCACCCAGACUUCUGGCGUUUCUUCGGAGUGUACUGGAAGGGAGCCUAUUACUUCUCAGUACGCCUCACAUUCGGCUGCAGAAGCAGUCCCAAAAUCUUUGAUUCCCUUUCAGAAGCUCUGAGCUGGAUUUUGACAAACAACCACAGACUCCCCUAUGUGCUCCAUCUUCUUGACAACUUUCUCAUCGUCACUCCACCAUCCUCACCCCCCUGCCACGGGCUGAGCACACUCAUACAAACAUUUUCAGACCUUGGCAUCCCUCUGUCUGAAGAGAAAACCUCAGGGCCUAAAACCUCCAUUGAGUUUCUAGGCAUCACCCUGGACUCAAUGUCUUUCCAAGAUUCUCUACCCUCAGAGAAAGUACAGCGCAUCACUCUCCUCUUGUCAAACUACUUACAGGCAAACAGAUGCACGAAACGGCAGCUGUUAGCCCUCCUCGGCCACCUAAAUUAUGCCAUCCGCAUAAUACCUCAAGCAAAACCCUUCUCGUCCAACCUGCUGAACAGAGCGGCGUCAGUUCCCUCCAUCCACGAUCGACUAGUUCUGGACGACGCAUGCAAAAUGAAAAUGCACCUUUGGCAGGAUUUAUUGUCCUCGUGGAAUGGCAUCUCUUUCUUUUAUGAUGACUUCAUUACCAAACCCGAGGAUAUCCAACUCUUCACUGAUGCAGCCCCCUCCAUAGGCUUCGGCGGCUACUAUGCAGGGAGAUGGUUCUCAUCCACCUGGCCCCCAGAGUUCACAGCUCUCAAUUCACAGACGCUUUCUCCUUCAUCCGCACUUCACAAACUGUAUCAUAUCAUCAUAGCUGCCAUUCAUUGGGGGCACGAAUGGUCUAGGAAAGCCAUACUCAUCCACACCGAUAACAGCGCAGUCGUAGAGAUCCUUAACAAAGGCCGAUCUCGCUCCCUAGCCAUCAUGCAGUUCCUCCGCAGACUCACCUUAAUCUCUGCCCAACACCAGUUCAUCCUCAAAGCAGCACACAUCCCAGGUCAUGAGAACGGCAUCGCUGACUCUUUGUCUCGUUUCCAAUUUCAGAACUUGGCCCCAGAGGCAGAUCUCCAUCCCAUACCAGUCCCACCGUUUUCAGCCACCACAUUCAACUAA
Messenger RNA from Trematomus bernacchii (emerald rockcod), 2172 nucleotides. RefSeq lists its product as uncharacterized. NCBI's taxonomy places the organism in Eukaryota, Metazoa, Chordata, Actinopteri, Perciformes, Nototheniidae. The record is from RefSeq and is a predicted model, not a curated record.